AUGACACGAUACUUCUACGAUUGUCGCGUCCGAAAUGACAACGUCGUCGAGAUAAGCCGGCCGAAUGGAGACGAGCAGCUCGAAAUCUCUUUCAAGCGAACAGUCAGAAUCCCAGACAACAGUGACAAAUUCAACCUGCCCCCUGAUAUGGGUAAUUUUCCUCUUUACAAACCCGAGCAGUAUGCUCAAUCCCUGCCAGAGAGCAUUGUCGCCAAACGCGGAAUCUUCCUGCCAAUGUAUCAACUUGAGGCGAUGUGGAUCAACUUCGAGGCUACAGCACCGUUCGCGGUCAAGGUCUAUGCCGGGUCUAUCAACGCUGUCUCGGGUCAACCUGUUGCCAAAAGCGAUGCUAGCAAGGUGCAUCGACAAAGCCUUGUGUCGCAGAAGGCGUCCGUGCAAGACUACGUCGUUGUCCCUGGCCAGAAGUCGUUGGAUGGAUUUGCAACCGACAAUGGACUGGUACGACAGUUCGUUGCUACAAAGCUAGGAGACGGCUAUACCGUCGAGGCCCAGGUAACAGCACAGGAAGUGUAUGGCGGUCUGCAAAUCGAGGUUACUCCGGCUGUGGUUACUGGCCAGGACCGUCAAUCCCCAGUCCAAGCAAGCGUCAAAACUCUGACCGGGAACUCUCUGACGCUCCAUAUUGACAACCUAACAACGGUGGAAGACUUGAAGAAGGAGAUCGACCGAGAGAAGGUAUACCGGAGGAUCAGCAAAGAUGUAUUUUCGGCGGCAAACAAAUGGUGGACCGUAAGUCAGCCUGCGGUGCUCGAAUAUCGGGUGUUAACAAUUCCAGAUGCCACGGCUUUUUCCUAUACUGGGGGAAUAAAGGUCCGUGUCCUCCAUCAAGCUCUUGGUACACACUGCACCAUGCAAGUGGUGCUGAGAUUACGUGGUGGCGGUACAGUGCCAGGAGCUAAAUCUAAGGAGAUGGGGUUAGCAGCUGGCGGCUCGAUCAAGCAAGUCAUCGUUCCGGACGGGUACCCAGUUGCAACUUGGCAUAAAUCCGCAACAAUCGUCUUCAAUGUUCAGCUUCUUGAUGCAGCGAAUUUCGAAGCUGUCACUGGGCUCCUAGCACCAGAAACUCCGAUAACCAUGGACACUUACGCCGAGCUUGGGUUACCGUUUUUCAAACUUCAUGAGCAUCCAAGCGGUGUACACGGUUCGUUUGAGCAGGUGAAAUCUGUGGGAGAAAUGAUUGGUACGAAGGAGCAGACGGUGAAGGUCCCGGUGCAUCAUAUCAACAAGCCUACAGCAGUCAAUGCGCAUGAUCAGCCGAGGAAGAACACCCCUGACACAAAGGUCGCUGAUAUUACAAACCCAGCCGGACCUCUCGAGGAUUUUCGUCACAUUGCCGAGCUUGCGAAAGAACUUCGACUUAUGAAGCUGGCUAAGUCGGAUGACCAAGAGGACUCGGAUGGCCAAGGGGACUAG
Messenger RNA from Exophiala viscosa, 1434 nucleotides. RefSeq lists its product as uncharacterized. Lineage: Eukaryota; Fungi; Ascomycota; Eurotiomycetes; Chaetothyriales; Herpotrichiellaceae. The record is from RefSeq and is a predicted model, not a curated record. The transcript is spliced from 3 exons. Bases 1 to 1434 code for a protein of 477 amino acids.